Messenger RNA from Schistosoma margrebowiei, 2277 nucleotides. The record is from the annotation of a GenBank genome assembly. Lineage: Eukaryota; Metazoa; Platyhelminthes; Trematoda; Strigeidida; Schistosomatidae.
UUGAAUUUAGAUAGGCGACAGUUAUGGACAUCGAUAACAGCAAAUAUUACAUUGAAAGCGAACAGAUUCCUGAAGAUGACAAUGCAUCUUCAAUAGUAUCGGUUAAAAUCGAAGAUUUACCAGAUACUUUGAAAGAUGAUGAACUUGAUCCACUUGUCUCGAGAGUCAAGGACACGAUAAAAGACUCAGAAGCAAAGGAAAGGUUUUAUGGACUCGCUUCUGAUGUUCAUUCUCAAGAUUCUCCCCCAUCUGUUGAUCAGUUUUUCCGUAAUUACUUACAAAACAAUGGAUUUCUUGAGACUCUCGAUGUCUUCCAGGCAGAAUGGUUCAAGUUCUUGCAUAAAGGUUUAUUGAAUAAAGAAGCUGCCCCAGUUCCUGAUAUUUAUAUACUGAACGAUGAGUUAAGAAAUACGAUAAAAGAUAUAAGAUCAGAAAAUUUGACUUUGAAAAAUUCAGUUUUGAAGCUAAGUGAUGAGUUGAAAAAAGUUAGGAAUGAACGAGAUUAUCAUAUGAUCAAACACAGAAAAACGUUACAAGAUAAAGAGAAGCUACACUGUGACAUAAAAAGAGUAAAAGAACAUUAUGCCGAAUAUGAGCCAAUUUUAAGAUUAUUAAGACAAAAAUAUGAAACAGCAAUGAAAGAAAAAACGUUACAUAGAAUUGAACGAGACAAAGCUAUGAACCAAGUUGAAGGACUACGACAUGCUUUAACUUCAUUACAAAAAUUAGGUAUAACGUCGAAUGAUGCAAACGAUAUUGAAAAUGUUGAUCUGGAUCAUAAAAUAACUGAGAAAAGGUUGGAAAAUACAACAAGUGGAGAGAAUAAAAAAGAAACUGAUCCAACGUGUAAAAAGAAUUAUAUGAGAUCAGAAAAGUUUAAUAUCCAAACUAAACUGGGUCAUAAUUUGAAAAGGAUUGGAUUUUGUGAUUUAUCUAUUGAUUAUAAAGUGAAUCCAUUAUUGGCAAAACUUACAAAUCAUUCAUAUAAAUUUGCACGAUUAGAUAAUAGAAAAUUAGAUAUGAGUAUACAUGCUCAUAAUGCAGCUAUUAGCAAAUUAGCUAUUCAUUCAAAUAAAUCAUGGUUAUGUUCAAUUGGUGAUGAUAAAUUAUGGAAAUUGUGGAAAAUUCCAAAAUUAGAAUUAUUAAUGGAAUAUAAAUUAAUAACAAAUGAUUGGAUAUCAUCAAUUGAUUUUCAUCCAAAAGAAGAAAUAUUAGCAACAGGAAAUGCUCAAGGUUCUAUACAAAUAUGGAAAAUCGACCUUAACGAUGACAAGAUAUCGGAACAGAAUCAUUGUAAACGUAUUGGUAUUUUACGUCAACAUACUGGAGCUGUUUGGUCUGUAAAUUGGCAUUGGACUGGUACUUAUUUAGCUAGUUGCGGUAUGGAUAAUACAAUACGUUUAUGGAAUGUUGAACAUGCUAUGAUGUCAUUUAAAAUGAAUAAAGAGUUAUUAAGUACACGUUCUGCAACAUCAUGUUGUACAAUACUUAGAGGGCAUAGUAAAUCAGUGAAUUCUAUUCAAUUUUUACCUUAUGGAAAUAUUUUAGUUACUGGUUCAUCAGACAGAACAGUGUGUUUAUGGGAUGGUCGUUCGGGUUUAUGUGAGCAUACAUUUCUUGGUCAUACACAUUCAAUCAAUUGUGCUAUAUUUAAUCAACAAGGUACCAAUGUGAUAUCAUGUGAUAGUGGAGGUUUUAUUCGAUUAUGGGAUCUUCGUAAAAUCAAUAAUUUCUCAUUUGAAACAAAUUUACCUACAUUAAAAAUGAAAAUGCCCAAUAAUAAUAAUAAUAAUAAUGUGGAGGUGAAAUGUUUGCCUACUUGUUUUGAUUUGAAUAAAACUCGAAAAUUUGAUCGUUUGAAUCAUCAUCAUCCUCAUCAACAACAUUCUAAUCAUCAUUCAAAUCCUACAUCUAUACAACAUAAACAAUUAGAACAACGAAAUAAAUUUGGAAUUAAUCAAUUAGUUAUUGAUUUGAAUAGUGAAUAUAUUGUUGCUGGUUGUGAUGAUUCUAAAAUUUAUUGUAUAGAAAUAUCAACUGGUCAAAUAUCUACAUUACAAGGACAUGAUGAUUCGGUUCAAUCCAUUGUAUUAGAUUAUGAAUCAGGAUAUUUAUAUUCAGCAUCCAGUGAUCAGAAGGUAUGUUCAUGGAUCUGAAUGAAACACAUAACAUUAUUUUAUUAUUUUGAUGGUUAUACAUAAAAGAUUAUCCUUUUUAGAAACAUUUUACAAAAUGAAUUCAAUCAUGUAAAAGCUUUGAAAUAAAUUAAUUUUAUUG